UCGGUUUGAAUGAUCUUCGGUAGUGUUUCUGAGAUGGAAUAGAUUCAUUUAAUUUACUUGACUUUGAAAACAGAUGACUGUUGAGGCUAUGUCAAUGAAUGUAUUCAAUGAAUGCACUGUCACAGCAUUCAUAAGUUUUCAUGGCGGUUGAUUGUACUUCAUUGAAUGCGGUGAAUAUCUAUGUGUUUAACAUAGCGGUGUAUUAUAACUAUUAUAGAAAUAUUAUUUGUUAGUCUUUUUUUUUCAGAUCAUGAAACAGCGACUCAUAAAUCUCCUGCUGUCUUCCUUUAAAACUUUGAGAUUUGCCGCAGUAGCAGCGACUCCCUCCACUGUUCCAAAUGGUGUUCAACCAUUUGAAGCGAUCCCAGGACCAAGGGGACGGACUUCCUUGCCGUAUAUAGGUCCAAUGUUUUUGUUUCACCCAUUCACUGCACAUACUUUAGAACAAUCGAAUCUGGUGUUUACAGAACUUAACAAAAAGUACGGUUCAAUCGUCAAGUUAAGAAAUGGUAAAAAGUGGUCAAUAUUUUUAUUCGAUCCGGAUUAUGUUGAGCAAGCUUUCUGGUACGAAGGAAAGUUUCCGGAGAGAACAUCGAUGCCAUUGUGGGAAACGUAUUGUAGGCGAAAGAAACGAAGGCCGGGCUUAAGUUUAAUGCAAGGGGAUCAAUGGAACAAAGUUCGAAAAGCUGUUCAAAUCCAGACAUCAAAACCAGCAGUUGUUUGUCGGUAUUUACCUUCACAUUUAGAAGUUGCUGACGAUUUCGUACAAUGUAUCGCACAAGAAGUAAACAGUGGCACACCCAUGGAAAAUCUUAUCAUGGAAUAUACGGCUGAAUCAACAGCCCAUUACUGUUUUAAUUCAAGAUUUGGUUUCUUAGACAGAAGUGACAAAGAAACCUAUGAAAAAAACCAAACUUUUUUAAAGAAUGUUGACAAGUUCCUUUCUCUGAUAGCCCAUAGCUUUUAUACUUUCCCUGUGUUUAAAUAUUACCCUACACAACUUUACAAAGAAUUUGAAACAGCCGCUGAUCUCAUUUUUGGGGUAGCUGAGCGUGAUGUGGAAAGAGAAUAUCUUAAACUGAAUAAAUGUCCAUUAAGUAAUCACGAUCAGCCUAAUCUAUUACAAGCUUUAUUACAAGAUAAACGUUUAGAGAAAGAAACCGUCUUAAGUUUAACUGGCGGCUUCUUUGCUGUCGCUACGGAAAAUGUUGCCAAAGUGCUGACGACUUUACUAUGGAAUUUAGCUAAACAUCAAUCUAAACAGGAUAUAUUAUAUCAAGAAAUAAAGGACACAUGUACUACUAAAGAUGGUAUCACUACUGAAAUAUUAUCACGUAUGCCGUAUCUGAAAAGUUGUUUUAAAGAAACAUGUAGAAUAGUAUUUCCAACUCCUGUUGGUACUGUACGUGUCAUACAGGAGAACUGUACAAUUGGUGGAUAUUAUAUACCAGCUGGGACAAUAGCUCACAUUGCCAAUAACACCAUGUGUCGGAAUCCUAAAUAUUUCGAUGAUCCUGACAUAUAUGAGCCAGAAAGAUGGUUACGGAAGUCAAAUACUACGCUGAAACGACGCCAGUCUUUCAUUGUCUUACCGUUUGGCUUUGGUCCUAGAAGUUGCGUAGGCCGACACUUUGCCGAACACCAGAUUUACGUAGCAGUGAUAAAGCUUCUUCUUAGAUAUAGAAUUACAUUGACCAACCCGGAUGAGGAAUUAGAAGUGUUCUACAAAAUAUUAGCAACGCUAAAAACACCUUUAAAUCUUCAGUUUGAAGAACGGAACAACAAUAGAUGAGAUUGUGGUUUAUUUAAGAUUUUACCCCAAUUUGUGAUUUAAUGUCACCCAGUAAUGCUAACAAAGACUAUAUAGCAUUAUAAGGAGGACUAUAUAACAUUAUACUAAAACCAAGACUGUAUAGCACUAUGUUAAAAUGAAGACUAUAUAACACUAUGCUUGCUAUAACGAAAACUAUAUAGCCAUAUACUGAAACCAAAACUAUAUUGCAUUAUAGGAGGAUAGUAUAACACUAAACUAAAACCAAGGCUAGAUAGCACUAUACUAAAAUGAAGACUAUAUGACACCAUACUAAAACGAAAUCUAUAUAGCAAUAUACUAGCUAAAACCAAAACUAUACAGGCUAUAAGGAGACACGGUAUAACACUACAUGUAUACUAAAACCAAGACUAUAUAGCACUAUACUAAAAUGAAACUAUAUAGCAAUA
Patella vulgata (common limpet) is the source of this 2220-nucleotide messenger RNA. RefSeq names its product cytochrome P450 10. The record is from RefSeq and is a predicted model, not a curated record. Gene Ontology annotation, molecular function: oxidoreductase activity, acting on paired donors, with incorporation or reduction of molecular oxygen; heme binding; monooxygenase activity. Lineage: Eukaryota; Metazoa; Mollusca; Gastropoda; Patellidae. The transcript has 9 exons. Bases 251 to 1792 code for a protein of 513 amino acids.